ACUCAAAUAGUAGAAGCCUGUUACGUUGAGAAAUGAGAAUGAGGAGUGCAAGCAAGUACGGCGCUAUAUACAAUAUAGUUUGUUGCUUGCAAAUCCUAAAACUUAACUCCUAUACGAGGAGCAGCCUUUCGGAGAUCUCAAGGGUCUGUCCGUCUUCUCGACAUCUCCGAACUCAUUUGACCCCUAUAACCACUAAUCCUCUUUCAUUCUUUCCUCUGAAAACUUAGAACCCAUUCUCGCAAUUCUGUUAUAAUCUGCUCCGCAGGAUACUUUCUGAGAUUCUUUAUAGAGAUUGUGAAAUGGUGAUUUCUUCCGCGGCUAAUUGUGCUUCAUCGUCGGCGGCGGCGGCGGCGGCGGCGACAUCGCACUCAAAUUCAUCGUCUGUAGUCUUGCGUCACCAUAAGAACAUAGCUGUUUCUUCGAUCUUUUCACGGAAAGUUGCCCCCCGGGAUAUUUCUUUACUAUCUAAGCGAAGCCCAUCGCGGAGUGUGAUAAGUUGUGUAGCGUCUCCAUUGGCUCCGACAGGGAAUGAAACUACAGCGAAGAAACUGAAAGACACGGUGUCAUCAGUUUCCCCGCCUGAGGAGCUUAAAGAUGCUGUUAUGUGUUUUAAGAAUAAGUGUAAUUCGACUGUCAGUAUAACUGUCGUGGGGGCAUCUGGUGACCUUGCUAAGAAGAAGAUAUUUCCUGCACUUUUUGCCCUUUAUUAUGAAGAUUGCCUCCCUGAGCACUUUACUAUUUAUGGUUAUGCCCGGAGCAAGAUGACUGAUGAAGAACUUAGGAACAUGGUUAGCAAAACUCUUACUUGCAGGAUAGAUAAGAGGGAAAACUGUGGCGAAAAGAUGGAACAGUUCCUAAAAAGGUGUUUCUACCAUAGUGGCCUGUAUGAUUCGGAGGAAAAUUUUGCAGAGCUUGAUAGAAAACUCAAGGAGCAUGAGGGUGGGAAGCUUUCCAAUCGCCUCUUUUAUUUGUCGAUUCCGCCAAACAUAUUCAUAGAUGCUGUACGGUGUGCAAGUGUCUCUGCGUCGUCUGCCCAUGGAUGGACUAGAGUCAUUGUGGAGAAGCCCUUUGGUCGGGAUUCUGAAUCCUCUGCUGUGUUAACACGAUCUCUUAAGCAGUACUUAAAGGAAGAUCAAAUUUUCAGGAUUGACCACUAUCUGGGGAAGGAGCUUGUGGAGAAUCUUUCUGUCCUCCGCUUCUCCAACCUUAUAUUCGAACCACUGUGGUCAAGGCAAUACAUAAGGAAUGUACAGUUUUUAUUUUCUGAAGAUUUUGGCACUGAAGGACGGGGAGGUUACUUUGACCAUUACGGGAUAAUCAGAGACAUUAUGCAAAAUCAUCUUCUUCAAAUCCUUGCCCUCUUUGCCAUGGAAACUCCUGUCAGUUUAGACGCAGAAGAUAUUAGGAAUGAAAAGGUAAAAGUCUUACGUUCCAUGAGGCCUUUACAACUUGACAAUGUGGUAAUCGGGCAAUACAAGGGGCAUACGAAAGGGGGAGUUACUUAUCCAGGAUAUACUGAUGACAAGACUGUACCAAAGGAUAGCGUAACCCCGACAUUUGCUGCUGCCGCUCUUUUCAUAGAUAAUGCUAGAUGGGAUGGUGUGCCGUUUUUAAUGAAAGCCGGGAAAGCUUUACAUACCAAAAGUGCCGAGAUUAGAGUGCAGUUUAGGCACGUGCCGGGAAAUUUGUACAACAAAAACUUUGGCUGUGACCUUGACCGGGCAACAAAUGAGCUUGUUAUACGUGUCCAGCCCGAUGAAGCUAUUUAUUUGAAGAUCAAUAACAAGGUCCCGGGUUUGGGGAUGAGACUGGACCGCAGUAAUCUGAAUCUUCUAUAUUCAACCAGGUACUCGAAGGAGAUCCCGGAUGCAUAUGAAAGACUGCUUCUCGAUGCUAUAGAAGGCGAAAGGAGGCUUUUCAUUCGCAGUGAUGAACUCGAUGCUGCUUGGUCUCUAUUCACCCCGGUAUUAAAGGAGCUCGAGGGGAAGAAAAUAGUUCCCGAGUACUAUCCCUAUGGAAGUCGAGGACCCAUCGGAGCACACUACCUUGCAGCAAGAUACAACGUGAAAUGGGGCGAUCUUGGGGUGGAUCAAUAACUCUCUCGAGUCUGGAAUUCAUCAUCAUCUUAACCAAAAAGCCAUUAAAGCUCAGGAAGAACACUGUUAAGAUCUGUAAAACUUGAGUGCCAGUGAAGGUGAAAGAAACAUUAGUUUAGUGAGAUAGAUGAUAGAACCCAAAGAUGGAAAACUGGGGAAAUUUCUAUCUUUUUUUUUUUACCUUCAGUAAUUCUUUUCCUUGUCAACUAUCUAUCUUAUUGGUUGAGAUUUUUCUCCUAAGGAGACAUUAUUGAUCUCUAACUUCCUUUUUGUCCUUAAUUCCUUAAUGAACCAUGCAAUGUGUGACUUGA
Messenger RNA from Ipomoea nil (Japanese morning glory), 2407 nucleotides. Its product is annotated as glucose-6-phosphate 1-dehydrogenase, chloroplastic. NCBI's taxonomy places the organism in Eukaryota, Viridiplantae, Streptophyta, Magnoliopsida, Solanales, Convolvulaceae. Bases 300 to 2096 code for a protein of 598 amino acids. The record is from RefSeq and is a predicted model, not a curated record. Gene Ontology annotation, cellular component: chloroplast stroma. Gene Ontology annotation, molecular function: NADP binding; glucose-6-phosphate dehydrogenase activity. Gene Ontology annotation, biological process: pentose-phosphate shunt, oxidative branch; glucose metabolic process. The transcript is spliced from 10 exons.